AUGGCGACCAGACAAAACACCACCGUCGUCAUCGCCAGCGAUGGCGAUGUCCUACUCACCGCGAGUGACCGCACCUUACGGGCAUCAAGUGAGGUCCUCAUCAAGAGCUCAAGCCGAUUUCUCCCAUUUCUUGGGCCACGCCGCAAGAAAGGACAACUUCUCCGGAGUUCACAGCAAUCACGAAUCCUCGAAGUGAUUCUUGAAGACGGCCAGGCCAUGGAAUAUCUAUGCCGACACCUUCAUGGCGCACGACCGCAAGACCUUCAUAUAGAUGGGCCUAUCGAGACUCACCUGCUACGACUGGGAGAGUUGAUCGAGAAAUACGGUUGCUCAGCGAAACUACAGGAACAAAGUCGAGUAUUGCUGUAUGGAUUCAUGACAGUCCCUAACCGCCUCAAGAAUGAUGACAUUGAAGACACCUGGUGCACUCAACCCGCUGCCGCGGCAUACCUCAUGCGCGAAGGGGAUUGCUUCGCCCGCGCCACUCAUGCGAUCGAGCGCAAACGCUCUGCUGCGUGUUAUCAUUUGACGUUCGGUCUUGGAGAUCACUUGUUGAAUGUGGCGGGUAACGAUUGUGAUGGCGAGUGUAACAAGGUGGCAAAGGAAGUCGUAGAGAAGUCCUUCGGGGGACAGUGGCCAGGCAAGCGCUUGCCCAUCGCGACGACCAUCUCGAAGGCGAAAAUCAUUGGAGAGCAGUUGACCUGUCCCCACGGGGCCCAGAAUGGUGACCAGAUUCGGAGAGCCAACAUACACAGGAUUUGCGAGGAGGCUGAGAAAAUGUCUGGGGGUAUAUGCAUGCGCUGCGUCCUGACCAGGGCUGACCUUGACAAGAAGUGCACGACGAGGGGUCACACUUGUAACGACCGAGCUGAAGAGGGAGCAGGCUCGCUCAAGGAGUCGGCCAAAUCUUGA
This is a messenger RNA of Fulvia fulva, 912 nucleotides long. RefSeq lists its product as uncharacterized. The transcript is spliced from 2 exons. The coding region runs from base 1 to 912 and encodes 303 amino acids. The record is from RefSeq and is a predicted model, not a curated record. Lineage: Eukaryota; Fungi; Ascomycota; Dothideomycetes; Mycosphaerellales; Mycosphaerellaceae.